AUGGUGCGCGACUAUAAGUCCUAUGAUGAACUCAGUACACACUUUCGACUAUAUAGCAUGCCUUCGAUGGAUUCGAUGCACCGACGCAUCAAUAUGAAUCCGAAUGGUGCGUCCAUAGACUCCUUGGACCACAGUGGCUUUUAUGGAAUGCCAAUAUCGAUGAGGGCCACAACCACAUUGCUGCGUCAACACAACUUCAAGGUCAAGAUAUGCUACAAUGUGGCCAGCUGUGUGCAUUGCAAGAAGCGCAUUCGCUUUGCUGGCGCCAGUUUGCGCUGUCGUGCCUGCCCGCUGCGUUGUCACACCGACUGUUGCCACCAACUGACCAUCAACUGCAUACCCCAGCCCCUGAUAAGCAGCAAACGGGGUCACCUGAGCGACUAUGCGCCAACCGUGGCGCCAAGAGUGCCCGCCCUCAUAGUGCAUUGCGUCACUGAGAUCGAGACACGAGGUUUGCAGCAAGAGGGUCUCUAUCGCGUAUCAUCGACCAAAGUCAAGUGCAAGCGCCUGAAACAGAAGUUUCUGCGCGGCAAGGAAACGCCACAUCUGGGCAGCAUUGAUCUCCAUACGCUUUGUUGUUGCAUUAAGGACUUUCUCAGGGAGCUGAUGCGUCCGCUGAUUCCAGUUUGUCAACGUUGCGACUUCAUUGCGGCUGCCCAACAGCGCGAUCCGCUAGAAGCCGAGGAACAAGUCUAUCAGAUCAUGAUUGAUAUGCUACCCGCCCAUCGGGAUACCUUGGCCUUCCUCAUGCUGCACUGGCAGCGAGUAGCCAGAAGCCCGGCUGUUAAGAUGUCUAUCGUCAAUAUAGCAGUCAUUUUUGCACCAACAAUAUUCGAUGAUUUCGAUUUGAAUUUGAAUAAUGUGAUAGUGUGGCAGCAGGUGCUGCGAAUGCUGCUGCAAUUGCCACCAUCGUUUUGGGCGCAGUUUCUGGUAGUUGAGCCAGCCCCGUUGCUAGAUGAGCAUGAAGAGGACUCUGGUAAUGUCACCGACAGCAAUUAUGAGAGGGAUAAUGACAAACGCUGGCGCACAAUGAAAACCUACUUUAGAUCAAUGUUCCGGCGCUUACCCAUCAAAUGGCCAGCCACCAACGGUGUGUCACACGCAUAUCAGUGA
Scaptodrosophila lebanonensis is the source of this 1113-nucleotide messenger RNA. It is a transcript of the gene RacGAP84C, whose product is annotated as GTPase-activating protein RacGAP84C. Gene Ontology annotation, biological process: signal transduction. The record is from RefSeq and is a predicted model, not a curated record. NCBI's taxonomy places the organism in Eukaryota, Metazoa, Arthropoda, Insecta, Diptera, Drosophilidae. The transcript has 3 exons. Bases 1 to 1113 code for a protein of 370 amino acids.